Messenger RNA from Gopherus flavomarginatus (Mexican gopher tortoise), 2255 nucleotides. It is a transcript of the gene RASEF, whose product is annotated as RAS and EF-hand domain containing. The transcript is spliced from 17 exons. Lineage: Eukaryota; Metazoa; Chordata; Testudines; Testudinidae. The coding region runs from base 1 to 2124 and encodes 707 amino acids. Gene Ontology annotation, molecular function: GTP binding; calcium ion binding; GTPase activity. The record is from RefSeq and is a predicted model, not a curated record.
AUGGAGCUCGAGGAGGGGGACGAGCUGGCCCGGCUCCGCUCCCUCUUCGUGGCCUGCGACGUGCGGGGCUCGGGGCGCAUCGAGCGGGCGGAGUUCGGCUCGCUGUGCACCGAGCUGCGGGUGCGGCCGGCCGAGGCCGAGGCGAUCUUCCGGCGGCUCGACACGGACCGCGACGGGGCCAUCACCUUCCAGGAGUUCGCCCGCGGCUUCCGCGGGGCCAGCCAGCGGCCGCCGGCGCAGGACGAGGAGGAGGCGUGGGGCGCGGCGGGGCCGAACCAGCCCUGGCGGGAUUUCGAGCUGCGGCUCGGGAGCGAGGCCAGAUACAUCCCCAGGCAAGAGCAGGCCAGUGUUCUGUAUGCGAACAUCAGCUUAGUGGAACCAAGAUUAAUUCAGCCUUAUGAACAUGUUGUUAAAAACUUCAUCCAAGAGAUCAAACUUCAAAGCAUGGAGAUGGAAAGCUUGGCCAUAGCUGUAAAAAGAGCUCAGGAUAAAGCAGCAAUACAACUCAGUGAGAUGGAGGAGGAGAUGGAUCAGCGGAUACAGGCUGCAGAACACAAAGUCAAGAAGGAAGAGAAGCGGAAAUCUGAAGAGGCAUUAAAUGAUCUCAAGCGUCAGUAUGAGAAUGAAGUUGGUGAACUUCAGGUGACAAUAAAAAAACUUAAAAAGCUGGAAGAACAGUCCAAGACCAUAAAUCACAGAGAAGAUUUGGCUGAAUUAAAAAAAAGAAUACACGAAUUGUCGUGGGAAAAUCAGAAACUUAAAAAAGAUCUUUUAGAAGCACAGACAAGUAUAGCUUUUCUUCAGAGUGAAUUAGAUACUUUGAAAAGUGAUUAUGCAGAUCAAAGUUUGAGCUCAGAAAGAGACCUGGAAAUGGUCCGAGAAUACACUGAAGACAGAGAAAGCCUGGAAAGACAAAUUGAAAUACUUCAAUCAGCUAACAGAAAACUACAUGACAGCAAUGAUGGUUUAAGGAGUGCACUAGAAAACAGUUUAAGCAAAUGCAACAGAUCACCGCGUCUAACAAACAUCUCCCCGGGAAAUACAAUUACUAGAAGCAGCCCCAAAUAUAAUGGUGGCCAGUCUCCUCAAAAUCCACGAUAUGACAGAUCAUCUCGUUCUUCCUUUGUGGAUGAAGAUGAGUGUUUAGCCCUUUGUGACCCUCUGCAAAGGAUAAACUGUGAUGCUGAUAGCUUGUCUGAAAGCUGCUUUGACAGUGGUUUGUCUACCUUGAGAGACUCAAACGAAUAUGAUUCAGAAGUGGAAUGGAGACAUCAAAGAAGCUUUCAAAGGCCACACUGUAUGCAGGACAGUUCUGGUGGUGAUGCUUCUGAUACAGAUGUUCCGGAGAUCAGAGAUGAAGAGGCUUAUAGCCCUGACAACAGCAGUACAGCAGAAGACUGGAAAUCCUCCCAACCAGUCAGUCGAAGCAGCUCUAGUGCUUCAACAAGGAGGUGUCUCCCUGCCCUCUCGCCACAGACAGACACAAUAGACUAUAACCUGAAGUACCCUAAUUCAGAGAAGGCUUACAAGAUCGUUCUUGCUGGAGAUGCAGCAGUAGGGAAAUCCAGUUUCCUUAUGAGACUUUGCAAAAAUGAAUUUCGAGGAAACACCAGUGCAACUCUGGGAGUUGAUUUUCAAAUGAAAAGGCUUGUUGUUGAUGGAGAACCUACAGUGCUCCAGUUAUGGGACACAGCAGGACAGGAGAGAUUUCGAAGUAUUGCCAAGUCGUAUUUCAGAAGAGCAGAUGGUGUGUUACUGUUGUAUGAUGUGACGUGUGAAAAGAGUUUUCUUAAUGUACGAGAAUGGGUGGAUAUGAUUGAGGAUGCAACUCACGAGAAUAUUCCAAUCAUGAUGGUGGGUAACAAGGCAGAUCUUCGCCAAACAGUUUCAGAACAAGGACAAAAAUGUGUAUCAAUCAACUAUGGAGAAAAAUUGGCCAUGACUUAUAAUGCACUCUUUUGUGAAACAAGUGCUAAAGAUGGAUCUAAUAUUGUAGAAGCAGUUCUUCAUCUUGCUCGUGAAGUGCGAAAAAGAAGUGACAAUGAAGACACAGGGUCCGUAACCAACCUGGCUGAGCCAACUGUCAAAAAAUCGACACUAAUGAAGAACUGCUGUAAUAUAUAAUUAACAAAUUCCCUUUCUGCCCUAAAUAAUUUUACUUUUGUAUUUUUAUCACUUUUAAAAAUGAAGGAUUUACAUGAAGUUGUUCUCCUUAAAAUGGAUUUAUAUGUAUACAGUAGUUGCAAAACUUGAGA